Messenger RNA from Heterocephalus glaber (naked mole-rat), 5313 nucleotides. The record is from RefSeq and is a predicted model, not a curated record. NCBI's taxonomy places the organism in Eukaryota, Metazoa, Chordata, Mammalia, Rodentia, Bathyergidae.
UGAUUGGCUUUGAGGAGUGGGUGUGGCUACUGCCUCUGUGUGGGUCUCCCAUUGGUAAAUGAAAGUUAAAGGUGGACCUCUCGCAAGUUUUUGUCCUGUGAUAAUCAGGAAUGUCUUGGGAUUUUUUUUUUUUUUCCUCCUCUUCUUUGGAGGCCUAGGCUCAAGGCAAAUUAGAAGUAGGAAACCAAUUUGAAGGAAAGAAAUUUUAAACGAGGUAGGGUGACACGGCCUGGGAGAGAGCAGCAGACCCCAUGUGAAGGGGCUCCCAGGCACCUGUUUGGGGGAAGGGGCUCCCAGAUUUUUACACCAGCGAGCCACGUAGGAGAUGAAACGCCCUCCCCACUACAGGCCAUCCGAGGGAGAGAAAAUGAUAGCCAGCAUGCUAUGCUCUUAGUAUUUUUUUUUUUAAUGUUUUAUGUUUUAAAUGAAAGGCCAAACAGCAGCAGCAAAAGCGUGGGUUUAAUUGCUCAGGAAGGCUUUUGCUGGCAGUGAGCAUGAAGAUCCUCUCUUGCUAACCAAGCCAAGAGAGAGCCCACUAUGCUCCUGUCUAUCAUCCUUUUCCAGUUGCUUUUUGCUGCUCAUAAAACCAUGCUCAUCAGUCCACCUAAGGGGGAGACCAGGAGCCCACCUCUUGUGGAAAUGGGGGUGUAACAGCCCCCCUCUUCUGCCCCCAAGACCAGAGAGAGCUCUUGGAAACCCAGUUUAAGAAGUCUUUCUGGCCGGACAGCAGUACCUAGCGAGGAGCCAGACGGGAGAGCAAGUAGGGCCACCAUGGGCUUCCUGCAGGGUCUUCUCCAGGCCAGGAAGCUGCUGCUGGUCAUCUUCGUUCCCCUGUUGCUGCUGCCUCUGCCCAUCCUGCACCCAAGCAGUGAAGCUGCGUGUGCCUACGUGCUGAUAGUGACGGCUGUGUACUGGGUGUCCGAGGCGGUGCCACUGGGAGCUGCAGCACUGGUCCCUGCCUUCCUCUACCCGUUCUUUGGAGUUCUCCGGUCCAAUGAGGUGGCCGCCGAGUACUUCAAGAACACCACGUUGCUGCUGGUGGGCGUCAUCUGCGUGGCGGCGGCCGUGGAGAAGUGGAACCUGCACAAGCGCAUAGCUCUGCGCAUGGUCCUGAUGGCUGGAGCCAAGCCGGGCACGCUGCUGCUCUGCUUCAUGUGCUGCACCACCAUGUUGUCCAUGUGGCUGUCCAACACCUCCACCACUGCCAUGGUGAUGCCCAUCGUGGAGGCCGUGCUGCAGGAGCUGGUCAGUGCUGAGGAGGAGCGGCUUGUGGCGGGGAACUCCAGCACGGAAGAGGCUGAGCCCAUCAAUCUCGAUGUCAACAACAGCCAACCCCCUUUGGAGCUCAUCUUUGUCAAUGCAGACACAUCAGUGGCAGACUUCGCUUCUCUGAUGCAUAACAAGAACCUGAAUGGUGUGCCCAUGAUCACCAAGCCCAUCAGGUCAGCAAACCGACACCAAGGCAAGAAGCUGCAGCCACUGCAGGAAAAGCCACUAGUCCUGACUCGAGGCUCCAGGAACCAAGAGCUGAACAGAAAGUGCAGAUCCCACCAUGACCAGAUGAUCUGUAAGUGCCUCUCUCUGAGCAUAUCCUACGCGGCGACCAUUGGCGGCCUGACCACCAUCAUUGGCACCUCCACCAGCCUCAUUUUCCUGGAACAUUUCAACAACUUUAGAGAGACUUGUUCUCUGAGCAAGAAGAAGAAGACCAAGAGGGAAGAGCUGUCAGAAAGGAGGAUCCAGGAGGAAUAUGAGAAGCUGGGAGACAUUAGCUACCCUGAGAUGGUGACUGGAUUUUUCUUCAUCCUGAUGACUGUGCUGUGGUUUACCCGGGAGCCUGGCUUUGUCCCUGGCUGGGAUUCCUUCUUUGAAAAGAAAGGCUACUGCACAGAUGCCACAGUCUCCGUCUUCCUGGGCUUCCUCCUUUUCCUCAUUCCAGCCAAGAAGCCCUGCUGUGGGAAAAAGAAAGAUGGGAGAAGCCAUGAGUGCUCCCUGGGGACAGAGCCCAUCAUCACAUGGAAGGACUUCCAGAAAACCAUGCCCUGGGAGAUUGUCAUCCUGGUGGGAGGAGGCUACGCCCUGGCUUCUGGCAGCAAGAGUUCUGGCCUUUCCACAUGGAUUGGGCAGCAGAUGCUGUGCCUGAGCAGCCUCCCGCCCUGGGCUGUCACCCUGCUGGCAUGCAUCCUGGUGUCCAUUGUCACAGAGUUUGUCAGCAACCCAGCCACCAUCACCAUCUUCCUGCCCAUUGUGUGCAGCCUGUCCGAAACGCUGCACAUUAACCCACUCUACACUCUGAUCCCAGUCACCAUGUGCAUCUCCUUUGCAGUGAUGCUGCCAGUGGGCAACCCCCCCAACGCCAUCGUCUUCAGCUAUGGGCACUGCCAGAUCAAAGACAUGGUGAAAGCUGGCCUGGGAGUCAACGUCAUUGGCCUGGUGAUAGUGAUGAUAGCCAUCAACACCUGGGGAGUUAGCCUCUUCCACCUGGACACCUUUCCAGCCUGGGCUAAGGUCAGUAACAUCACUGAUCAGGCCUAACACCAGUGGACAAACUGGCUGGGCCACAGGAGCUGCACUUGGCCAAAUCUGCACCACAAAGAAAACCACCAGGAGCACACCCAGUCCCAGGCUGGAGGACAUCCCUGCCAUCUACCACCUACCAUCUACCACCUCAGUCAAGAGCAGAGGUCCUCCAGCCACCACAGCCAUGUCCUUGGCUGUUGGGGUCUUCUCCCCCACCCACCUGCCUUAGCACCAUUGGUCAAAAAAACUCAAAACUGUUCUCUCUUCUGUGUCUAGUCCUCCUGAUUGACUCUUUUGGAAGCCAGGAAAAGAAAGCCUGUCUUAGUUGCUCCUUAGGGAUGAGGCCUCACAAACUGACCAGCCUCCCUAGGGUUUAUGUAAAACAUUCUCAAGAGUUGACGGAGAUACCCAAACCAUUCUAGUUUUGCAGACAGCGAAAUCAGUGAUGUCUCCUCUGGGAAAAAACCUGACCUAGAAUUCGAGCCAUCUCAAGUGUUUCUAUCGUAAGUUUUCUCCACAAAAAAGCAAUUGUUCCUGGGGAUUUAGCUCAGUGGUUUCGCCGCUUGCUGCCCAAGUGCAAGGACCCGAGUUCGAUCCCCAGUACCAAAAAAACAAAAACAGAAACAAAAAAGCCAUUCUUACUAGGUCCUUUUUAUCAUUAUUUUGAUUCCAUUUUAACAGUUUUCUUCAGUGGCUUCCCUUUACCUUGGCACCAAAUUCCUGUAAAGAAAAAUGUUCUCCUUGAGAAAGAGGUUGGCAUUAUUUUCUUUGUCAAAAGAAAAAGUAGAGAAAAGACACUUGUGAUACUAACCAGAAAUACCAUUGUUUGGCCAAGUGUGGGAGGAAAACUUCAUACUGGUCUUACUACAAUUGAGACCAAAGCACUAUUACUGCUAUUACAUUGGCUUGCUUCUGGUUUUAAUGAGUACCUCCUAUCCUGAGAAGACAAAGGUACUACUCAGAGGUCACUUCCUAUGUGUGAGUGAGCCCCUUGAGAGAACAGAGAUGUCUGUACAUCUUGAGUGUGCCUGGGAAACAUCUACCGUGUUGUAUGCCAGGGCUGAGGACUUAGCUCAGAGCACUUUCAUAGCAUGUGCAAGGCCAUCAGUUUGAUCCUCAGAACUGCAAGAAGAAGCAAAAAAUGUAUAAUGUUGUAAAAUGUAGCUGCUCAAUAAAUGUCCCUGAUGAGAAAAAUCACUGCCAAGGAAGGCCUUUUUCCUCCAGACCAUGCCAUUUUCAUUGCUGGAUACAGCUCUCUUCCUCCAGUUUGCUGCCGUUACAUUUCUGAUUUCAACCAUCAAAUGCUUGCUAAAUAUGUCUUAGGGAAAAAGGAGUCUCCCAUAGUUAUUACUGUAUUAACUGAUUUUAAACUACUAUCAAUAGCAUGUGCAGUUUCCCCACAAUAAUUGAUCUAUAAAAAUCACACUUUUAGUUGGUCAAGGGAAUAUGAGUUGCAAUACUUCUUUUAGGCCAGUCAACACACGCACAAUGCAACCACAGACUGUGACUGGCCAGGUUUAACCAGAAGUGUUGCUACUUUUGCCCUGUCGACUGGCUUAGCCAACAUUUGGCCAAUUAUAAUAGUGAGCCCAAAUGAAACACCAGCAUUAGGUACGUUACUAUUGGUUUGAUCAUCCCAGCCUCCCUACAAGUCAAUUUACUUCAGCAUGGUCAAGAGUCAGGGUGUUACUGCUAUUGUCUGGUUAAUUACAUCAUCCCAUUUCUGAACCAUUACUGAACUCAGACUCUAAGCCCCUAAACCAGAUUCUGGGAACAUAGUAAGAAAAAGAGAAAAAGCUGACUUAGAAUUAAGUGCACUUAGAAUUACUGGCCACUGUUCAGGUGUUUGAGCCUGAGUCACUCCUGAAGGGAAGCAGUGCCAGCUCUGUCUCAGCAGCUGCUGCCAGGGCCUCCCUUAAGCUGGCACCUCACUACUGUGUGGUUCACGGGCCGCCAUCAGGACUGCCAGUGUUCCUUCCAAGUCCAGAGAUUUGGGGCAAACAAGACAGCUUGUGCCAGUCAUAGGGGAUGACAGUCCCGUCACCUAAAGUCACUCCACCGUGGGCUAUCUUCUAGCCCUUCUUAGUAGUCUCUUGGUGUUACAAUUUGAGUAUCUUCUAACAUUGCACUAUAUGGAUGGCAGAGCUCUGCGUGGUCAUCUGAUACCAGCUCACUUUCCAGAUAAUGAAACCAGGAGCCAAAGACACUAAACAUAGCUGCACUUUAUUCUCGUCAAUUAUGUAAUCAAAUUUGCUUAGUCAAAGUUGCCUUUGAAAUUCCACAAAGUCACCCAUUAAGGACAUGGCAUCCAAUCUUUCACACUGGUAUUUGUCACAAACCUUUGUACACUAUCAAUCUUUCAAUUUUUAAAAUUGCUACUUUUCUUUCCACUGCCAGAAUGGAUCCAUUUCUUUACCUUACCAUCAAGUGAAGUACAGCUGGGGUCUCUAUAUCCACAGAUUCUGCAUCAGUGGACUCAAACCCUCAACCAAACUCAAAAAAAAAAAAAAAAAUUAAAAAAGAACUACAUGUGUACUUAAAGUUUUUUGUCAUUUACACUGUAUUGGAUGUUGUAAUUAAAGGAGGAUGUGCACGGGUCAGAUGCAAAUACUGUACCAUUGCAUGUAAAAGACUAGAGCACCUAUAGUUUGUGGUAUCCGCAAGGGUACAGGUGGAGGGCUGGAACCAACUCCCUGUGGCUACUGAGGGACUGACAUCGCUGGCUGUUCACAUAUGGACUGGAUUGUUUCAAACAGUAUCUCCAAAUGCCAGGACCUCUCAGUACUGCAAGAU